Ahaetulla prasina is the source of this 9652-nucleotide messenger RNA. RefSeq names its product erythrocyte membrane protein band 4.1 (gene EPB41). The transcript is spliced from 23 exons. Gene Ontology annotation, cellular component: cytoskeleton; plasma membrane. Gene Ontology annotation, molecular function: actin binding; structural molecule activity. Gene Ontology annotation, biological process: cortical actin cytoskeleton organization. The record is from RefSeq and is a predicted model, not a curated record. Bases 1615 to 4848 code for a protein of 1077 amino acids. Lineage: Eukaryota; Metazoa; Chordata; Lepidosauria; Squamata; Colubridae.
UCCUUGACGUACGACCACAAUUGAGCCCAAAAUUUCUGUUGUUAAGUGAGACAUUCGUUAAGGGAGUUUUGCCCCAUUUUACCACUUUUCUUGCCACAGUUGUUAAAUGAAUCACUGCAGUUAGUAACAUGGUUGAUGGUUGAAUCUGGCUUCCCCAGUGACUUUGCUGUGCAGAGGGUCACAAAAAGGGAUCACAUGACACACACACCCCCUCCCUGGGACACCGCAUAGAUAUGAACCAGUUGCCAAGCAUCUGAAUUUUGAUCAUAGGAUCUUGGGGAUUCUGCAAUGGUCAUAAGUCACUUUUUUUCAGUGCGGUUGUAACUUUGGACGGUCACUAAAUGAACUGUUGUAAAUCAAGGACUACCUGUACAUUAUAGAUACAUCUUCAUAUGUCAUUCAUUUAAAUACUAUUUGAUUAUAUUUAUAAACACAGAGAAGAGCAACAAAGAUGAUUAGGGGACUGGAGGCUAAAACAUAUGAAGAACGGUUGCAGGAACUGGGUAUGUCUAGUUUAAUAAAAAGAAGGACUAGGGGAGACAUGAUAGCAGUCUUCCAAUAUUAUUAUUAUUAUUAUUUAUUAAAUGUUUAUACCGCCCUUCUCCCGAAGGACUCAGGGCGGUAUCUCAGGGGUUGCCACAAAGAAGAGGGAGUUGGGCUGUUCUCCAAAGCACCUGAGGGUAGAACAAGAAGCAAUGGAUGGAAACUGAUCAAAGAAAGAAGCAACUUAGAACUAAGGAGAAAUUUCCUGACAGUUAGAACAAUUAAUAAGUGGAACGACUUGCCUGCAGAAGUUGUGAAUGCUCCAACACUGGAAAUUUUUAAGAAAAUGUUGGAUAACCAUCUGACUGAGAAAGUGUAGGGUUUCCUGCCUGGGCAGGGGGUUGGACUAGAAGGCCUCCAAGGUCCCUUCCAACUCUGUUGUUAUAUAUAUUAUAUAUAUUAUACAACAUGGACAAAGACAUAACACACAGGCACAUACAUACAUAUCCAUAUAUAAUAAAACACGAUAGUCCAGUAUCUCUCGUUGCGUUUUAGUAACAUUUCAUGAGCCGUGGUGGCGCAGUGGUUAGAGUGCAAUACUGCAGGCUACUUCUGCUGGCUGCUGGCUGCAAUUCGGCAGUUCAGUUCUCACCGGCUCAAGGUUGACUCCUUCCGGAGUCCAUAAAAGAAGUACCCAGAUUGUUGGAGGCAAUACGUUGACUCUGUAAACCGCUUAGAGACCGUUGUCAAGCACUGUGAAGUGGUAUAUAAGUUUAAGUGCUAUUGCUGUUGCUAUCUCUCUGGGACAUUUGAGUCAGUGUUGACUCCUGACAACUAGUUCAUUCCUUGCAAGAUUUUGCCAUUGCCUCCUUCUUAUUGGCCCAAGGUCACCCAGCUGGCUUUGUGCUUAGGGCAGGACUAGAACUCAGGGUCUGCUGGUUUCCAGCCUGGUGCAUUAAACAUUCCACCAAACUAGCAUUCUCUGGGAUUUCUAGUUUUUUAAAUAAAACAAAACUCCUUGCGCAUUAAGAAUGCUUGUAUAUAUGACUGUUUUUCAAACCUAUAUUGGUUGGCUAUUAAAUAUGUUGCUUCUCUCAUUCUUUUCCAUGUAUUCUACACUGAUGGAUUCUGAUGAAUUACCUAUCGGAUUCCUGUAAUUGGCUCCAUAUUUUUGGGGGAAACAUGACAACUGAAAAGAGUUUAGUGGCAGAGUCUGAGACUCCUAAACAGCAGCCCCCAAAGGAGGAGGCAGUAGUUGCUGAAACUGAUCCCCAGGAAUCUAUUGUGGAGAAAGCACCCGAGGGGGAUAAUCCAUCCAAGAAGAAGCUGAAAGCAUCCAAUGGUGACACACCCACCCGAGAGGACCAGAGUAAGAACAAAGAAUGCAGUUCUGAAACUCGUGGCCUGUCGCGCUUAUUUUCAUCACUGCUCAAGAGGCCCAAAUCUCAGGUAUCGGAGGAAGAAGGCAACGGGGCAGGAACAAAAGAACUUGGUGAAGAACACCAGAAAGAGACUGAUAUAGAAGCUGAUCUCAAUGAAGAGAUUUUGCUGAAAGCCCCAAUAGCAGCUCCUGAACCUGAACUUAGGACUGAUCCGUCUUUAGAUCUUCACUCACUCAGCAGUGCAGAAACUCAGCCUGCUCAAGAGGAUAGGAGAGAAGAUCAGGACCAAGAUCCAGAGAACAUAGAUCUUGAAAUUAAGGAAGAAAAAGAGCAGGUGGAGUGUUCCAAUACAGGUGAAAAAAAAGAAAACAAGGGAAAGGUGGAAAAAGAAUUAAAAAGUGCUCCCAAAACUGUAAGAAGACCCCGAAAUAGCAUGCAUUGCAAGAUUACCUUACUGGAUGAUGCAAUUUUUGAGUGUUCUGUGGAUAAACAUGCCAAAGGACAAGAUCUUCUUAAGAAAGUAUGUGAUCACCUCAACCUUUUGGAAGAGGACUAUUUUGGACUGGCCAUAUGGGAUACCCCAACGUCUAAGACAUGGUUGGAUGCUGCCAAAGAGAUAAAAAAACAAGUUCAUGGAGGUCCAUGGAUUUUCACUUUCAAUGUCAAGUUUUAUCCUCCAGACCCAGCACAAUUAACAGAAGAUAUAACAAGGUAUUAUUUGUGUCUCCAGCUAAGAAAAGAUAUUAUUAAUGGGCGGCUUCCUUGCUCCUUUGCUACGUUAGCUUUGCUGGGUUCCUACACAAUCCAAUCUGAGUUAGGAGACUAUGAUACAGAUCUACAUGGUGCAGAUUAUGUCAGUGAAUUUAAACUGGCCCCAAACCAAACAAAAGAACUAGAAGACAAGAUCACAGAAUUACAUAAAACAUACAAAUCUAUGAGUCCAGCUCAGGCUGAUAUGGAAUUUCUUGAGAAUGCUAAAAAGCUGUCGAUGUAUGGAGUUGAUCUUCAUCAAGCCAAGGACUUGGAAGGUGUAGACAUCACUCUAGGAGUCUGUUCCAGUGGUCUUCUUGUCUACAAAGAUAAAUUGAGAAUCAACCGUUUUCCUUGGCCCAAAGUGUUAAAGAUUUCUUACAAGCGCAGCAGCUUUUUCAUCAAGAUCCGGCCUGGCGAGCAUGAACAGUAUGAAAGUACUAUUGGAUUCAAACUUCCUAGUUAUCGAGCAGCUAAGAAAUUGUGGAAAGUCUGUGUUGAACACCAUACAUUUUUCAGAUUAACAUCAACUGAAGCACUCCCCAAGAGCAGAUUCUUGGUGCUGGGUUCUAAAUUUCGCUACAGUGGCCGGACACAAGCUCAGACCAGGCAAGCUAGUGCCCUGAUAGAUAGGCCUGCACCACAGUUUGAACGAACAGCAAGUAAACGUGCUUCUAGAAGCCUUGAUGGUGCUAAACGUGGCUCUCAAAAAAUUCAGUUCAAACUCGUAGAGGAGGAGAAGCAGGAGGAUGUGGUGUUGGUUGGGGUUCCGGAAUCAGAACCCGUGGAACAAUUUCAGGAGAAGCCAGCAGUAGCAGUGGUUACACCUGAUAGAAGCCCACGGCCUACAUCUGCACCAGCUAUUGCUCAGAGCCAUGUUACUGAGCCAACUGUACCAGCUGCAUCUGUCAGCAAAGAACCAGCAGUUCUUAAAACUGAAAAGGAAACAGUAAAAAAAGAAGUAAAACUUGAAGGAACUUUGCAAGAUAAAGCCAAAGCAGAACCAGCUGAAGGAUUUCAGCAGCGUGCAGAAAAAGAGGAAGACCCGAUAAGAAUGAGGAAGAAAAGAUCAAAGAGACUAGAUGGUGAAAACAUUUAUAUAAGACAUAGCAAUUUAAUGUUGGAGGAUCUAGAUAAAACCCAAGAAGAAAUAAAGAAGCAUCAUGCUAACAUCAGUGAACUGAAGAAAAACUUCAUGGAAUCAGUUCCUGAGCCACGGCCAAGUGAAUGGGACAAACGCCUCUCUACUCAUUCUCCGUUCAGAACGCUUAACAUCAAUGGACAGAUUCCCACAGGAGUAGAAGGAGUCAAGAAAGCCACAUUUCAGCCCUGUGAGAGACAGGUCGCUGGGCCAGAGAGUGUGCGUGACAGUCCCUUCAAAGAGGAUGCAGAUGAUGUGACAGAGGGGAAAAAUAUUGCCUCUCACUUUGAAUGGGAGGUUUCAAAGCAUUCAGUAGGCUUUAGUGAGAGCCAAAUGUCAACCAUACUGGCGUCUACACAAAUUCAUGAAUCAGACUCUUUUUCAAUAAGCAGCAAGGAGCAGAAAGAGGAGGGUGCCACUGCUCUUCCUGAGAGCAAGGAAGAUCUAAGGUGUGAAAAGGGAUUUUGCUCAAAUAUGGAAAAGGAAGCUGAGGAUCCUAAACAGGCUGAGGUGGAAAUAUCUGUAAUCUCUGUUUCACCUCCAUUGUACCUCCAUGAGCAAGAGGAGGAAGCCUGUGGUGUUGAAGAAACAAAAUUUACCAGCAAGCCACUUAGAGAGCUAAAUGGAGAAUAUUACAAUCCAAAUGUUGAUCAUGAAUUUCCUGCUCUCAUUCGCUGUUUCCAGCCCCCCCUUGUGAAAACUCAGACCGUUACCAUCUCUGAUGUGUCUAAUACUGUGAAAAGUGAAAUUCCAACUAAAGACGUUCCAAUUGUCCACACAGAGACCAAGACUAUAACUUAUGAAGCUGCACAGAUUGAUGAUGGUAGUGGGGAUUUAGAUCCCGGAGUUCUCCUAACUGCUCAGACUAUCACUUCAGAGACCACCAGCAGCACUACGACCACACAGAUAACGAAGACUGUAAAAGGUGGAAUUUCAGAAACACGAAUUGAAAAACGAAUUGUCAUCACAGGAGAUACAGACAUUGAUCAUGAUCAAGUUCUUGUUCAGGCCAUCAAAGAAGCUAAAGAGCAACAUCCAGAUAUGUCUGUGACCAAGGUUGUCGUUCAUCAGGAGACUGAGAUUGCAGAAUAAAUAGUUUAUACCAGGUGAUGCCUGCUUCAUUCUUUGAAGGCCACCCAAGACAUACCAGCAGAACUACAAAGGAACUUUCGAACACCAUGACCUCAAACUUGCCAGAUUUAUUCUCAAUCACACAUUCUAUCAUUUAUUGUUAGGAAGUUAUGCUUUUUGAUGUUUACUUGGGAUUACCUUUAAUACUAUAUGUCCCUUUUCAUUGUUUUUAAUAUUGUGACCGAAAAUUUGCCAUAUUUUACAUGUGCUGAUGUGCUUUUUUAAAAAAAAUCUUUUUUUUUUCCAUUUCCUUUUCCUAUGCCAUUUUCUGAAUCUGUAUUAAGAUGUUAAAAAGAGUACACAGGGCUUAUCAAAAAUGUUGCCUUUAAGUAUGAUGAUAUUCACCUUUCUGUUCCUCAAGUAGCUUGCAUUCUCUCCUCCCUUUUGAAUAGGUUACGAUGUGGCAUAUCAGUGAAUUAGAAGUAGCCACCCUUGUCAGAAAAAUCACUGUGCAAAACUUUUAAUUUGAUUGGUUGAUCUAUAAAAUGUCCAGAGUAUCCUAACCACAGCAUACUUGGCCUGUGGAUUUCCUUUGCUUUUGUGGAUAUGUCUGUCUUUAGAUGCUUGAACAUAUCCGGAGGUUGUGGUGUUUAUAUAAGUAAUUCAGUAGUUGCCUAGGUUCAGGGACAAUGGAAGUUGCUUUUUUAUACUGUGAAUUGUAAAGCUUUUAAAUGAAUUGUGGUAAGGCAUUCAACUCUCAUCUGCUCUUUUCUCCCUCCACCUUUGUUUUACUUCACAGUCCUUGGUAGGUGUUCCUUGUAAUCCUAUCUGCUGUUUAGCCCCAUUAAGCUAUGAGUUUAAGAGUAAGAGACCCUGAGCACAAUUAAGUUAGGCUGUGAUUUUAUCAUGGUGUUUUGUUUUGUUUUUUAACCCCAUAGUCAUUUGUAAGUUUGGGUGGAGGGUUUUGUUUUUUUGUGCAAGGGGUGGGGGCAAGAGGCAAAUAAAGAUUUAAAAUCAUACCUUUUAAACAAAAGCUAAAUUUAGAGCUCUGGCAAUGUAUCUGGAUAAGGGGUGUAAUUCCUAUUCAGUUGUUAAAGACAAUCUGGCAUUCCUUUCAUGAAGAUGGUAUCGAAGGCUAUCAGUCAGAAUAGGGUCUUGUUUCCUCAGUGAAAAGUUAUUUGGAGAGGGAAUAUAUUAAUUUCCAUCAGAAGACAGUACUCUGUCGUUUUUCUGCUGUAUCUCUUUCCCAUGUUUCCUUUAGAUUGUUUAGAAUUUCUUAUAAAAGAACUUGCUUUCCCUCAAAAACAACAACAACAACCCAUGAAUAGAGGUUGUUGCACUUGGUAAAUGAUGCCCUUAGCUUUUUCACUGUUAACAUUAGAAUGAAAGAGUAGAACUCAGCAUUGGUUGCUGUCCUCAGCACCUUGAUACUGUAUGUAUUGUCAUCAUAGAAAGUUACAGUACGUACCACCUGGGGAAUAUGUUCAGAGAAACAGCAAUAAGUAAUUUAUGAAAGGGGUCAGUGGGAGUUUUUUUUUAAAAAAAGAAGAUAAUACUGAUUUUACAUUACUUUCAAACAAAAGUCAGAUAGGACUUACUCUUUUUCAAAAUACUUCACUUUUCUAUAUGUAUUGCAAUCUGCAUGUUCAAUUAUUGGACUCCAAUUUGGAUUUCCCAUCUUUCAAAAAUAGAUAGACCAUUACUUAGUUGGAUGGUUCUUUUUUCCUAAAAUAUUUGAAGGCUCUAUAAAGAUACAACAAGAAGCAGCUCUAUCUUUUCUUAGAAGAACUCAAUUUCAGUAAAUAAAAGCUUUCAUUUACUGUUUGGGAUAAUGCUACCCUGUCAUAUUGCAUGUUCCUUUCCCCCUCAAAUGUGAGUGCAUUUUGAUUAAAGAGUCAGUAGGAAUAUUUUAGGAUUGAAAGAUUUAAAGGUAGUGGUGUGUGAAACAUUUUGAAUACAAAACAUCCCAUUUGAGCUUGAAACCACAAUUUUACAUUCAAAAUGAAGUGUUUGUAACAUUUUAGAAGUGUUUUGAAAUGGAAUGCUGUUUGAUCGGUUUUGUUUUAAUACGCUCUGGACAUUACAUCAUGUUUCCAAUGAUUGCUGAUUGAUGCCAGAGGGAAGCCCAUUUGGAAACAGAUCUUCCCCCACCCCCAGGAAAAUAAACAUAGGACUGAGUUGUAAUAGAAUUAUUGAAAGUAAUUGUGAAAGCAGUAGAGUAAGUAAGCUUCCUAACAAUAUUACACUGAACUAGAAUAAACUCUGGGCACUUAAUGUAUUUAUUACAAAACUAGCUAUUUAUUGUGGAAGACAACUGAUUGGUACACUUUGGUGCAAAAUAAUUAAUAUUUCUGCUGCUUUUACUGCUCUUUUAUUCAAGCAUAAAGCAGUUUUGAAAGAAUUCUAUUAUUUAUUAUGGAAUUCUAUUAUUCAUGAAGCAUGUAUUCCAUAUGGUUUCUAAGGACAGGUUUUGCCCUUUCACCAGCUGUAACUGAGCAUGAUUUUUGUACACUAUGAAUAGCUAGCCAGUGAUGUUCUGCUCUGUUUAGCUAACCUACACAUUCUUGCACGGAAUGUGAAUCCCUCAUUAAAAGAUAUUACCUUUACAUGAUGAGGGGAAUGCAUUUCAGAUUGUAUCUCUUCCUGGCCUUCCUUACAUCUAUUGCUCUCCCAUUUUCAGAGUUUUCUACCACCUUACCUUUUAACCUCCAUUUUCAUUCAUGCACCAGGGUUAAUUUCACUGAUUCACCAUUUUUUGUGUUGUGCAAUAGAUGACUCCCAACUUUCCUUUUUCUGAUUUUUAGCUUAUUUAUUAAAAGUGUGAAAUAAAAUCUGCAAUAAGUGUUGCAUUAGACUGCAAUAAGGAAUUCCAAGGUGGGAUGGUAUAUCUGCAUUGUGUCAUUACUUGCCUCGUUUUACAAUAAUCAGAAGCAAAAAAAAUGUUCAUUUAGCAGUUGGUGUAAAUAUUUAGGAUUGUUUUUCUAAAUAUUACUUGGGAAUAUGGUAGUUUCAAGAAAUGCUCAAAAUCACAGGACACACGUAAAUGGAAAAGAUGAAAAAUUUCUAUAAGAUAAAAGGAUAAAGAUUGCAACAAGAGAGCCGUAUUCCUGAGAUAAAGAAAAGUAAGGGUCAUUCAGAUUUACUUUUUUUUUCUUUUUGGUUCUAUAUAUUCAUUAGCAGGGCAAUUUGACCUCAGGAGUUUAAUAAAAGUUCUGCUUUCCUACUCAUGGCCAGGCAUAAGAUCCCCACCUUUCUCUGAGUGUGCCAGAAGAUAAAAGCAUUAUAAAGCAAGAAAAACUUCAUGUUUUUGCACAGUAAGCUGAUUUACAUGAUAUACAUCGGGUUGUCCAACCUUGGCAACUUUAUGACUUGUGAAUUUCAAUUCCCAGAAUUCCAAUCAUGACCGGGGAAUUCUGGGAGUUGAAGUACACAAGUCUUAAAAGUUGCCAAGGUGGGACAUCCCUGAUAAACCUAAAUGAUUGUGCUGUUUUCAUGUUAUAUUACUCUGCUUCUGAUUAUUGUAACAAAAUAUUUAAAGCCCCUUAAGAAUAUGUAUGUACACACCUUCCUCUGACUGGCAGUCUAAUUGUGCAACAAUUCCUGCCAGCUUUCAUUACCUAUUGUCCAAAAACGAUAAAACUGAACUUCGCACCAGCAAAGGCUGAAAGAAUUUAAGGGUCCUCUUUUAAACCUCUUAGGAAUGUGAAUCCUGGGGCUGCUGCCACAUAGGGAUUAUUUUCUUUUCUGAAAUUCCUUCCUGCAUGCAGUAUAAAUCUGCUCUCUGCUGCAAAGGCAGUUUUUGUUUACCACCCGAGCUUAUAAAUUGGCACUCCUACUGGCAGCCUUUGUAACUGAACAAGAGUUGUGAGUUUGUUUCCUCCUGGCUGCUUAUAUCCCGCAAGUGAGCAAUAUUUUAUUUUGUAUAGCCAAGCAUGCUGGAGAUAUUUUUUUUUUAAAAAAGGAGCUAAUAAAUCCUUUUAAAAUGCAUUUGCCAAGCUAACUUAACUUUCCAUAGCAGACACAAGGAAAACAAUUUAGUUUUAGGGUCCCAGAAACAUGUCCUGAACUGCCUGCCAUUGACAAUAGGGAUUUUUAUGUUUUGAGAAGGAAAAGCAUUUGUAGGCUGUUUGUACUCGCAAUCUCAGAGCUGCCACCAUCACCUUAACAGAUCACAAAAUAAACCAGCUUCUAGCAUUCUCGUUUUCUGGGGACCAGCACUGCCAUUACUGGAGCAGUAAAUAAAAUAUAGUCUAUUUAUUUAUAAUGAUGAAAUGACUAUGCUCCCAGUUAUUUCCUUCCCCAUUUAUGAGAUUAUCUAGAAACUCUCUUAACUGUAUAGUAAAUGGAAGCUAUUUAUCUAUGAAUGUGUGUACAGAAGGAAGAGCAGCAGUAUCCAAAUCGGUCAAAUUAGAAGGAAAAAAAAAAAGAUUUUCACUUGCCAACAAUUAAAGUACAAAUUAACUUUGGGGACUCGAGAGGGUGUUGGGGAUUCAUAAACUGUGAUUUUUUUCCAUUUUCAUACAAGGGGCAGUUUUUAAAAAAUGUAUUCUAAUUAUGGGGGGGUUGUUGGUUCUCUUUUUUACACAUUAAAUCACACUAUUUCACUGCAGAUAUGAAGGAGCUUUGUAAAUUUUUUUAAGACAAUUGUAUAGAAUAGUUUGUUCUUUUUAAAAAAGUAGGAACAGAAUAAACAAUUAGCAAAUCUUUAUAGUUUAUGUAGUUGUUAUUUUGGACUUUUGUAGUUAAAGAAAAAUUAGAUGUAGCAUUUAGAUAUGUGUUCAAUCUUGUAUUGCAUUUUUCAAUAAAUUUUCAGGUAAAAAAAUGA